GUUGACCGGAAGUAGACUCCGACCCACUCUCGUCUCUUUGCUCCGUGGCAUCUGCAACACAAGCUGCUGCCGCCGCUGGUUCCACUGCUGCGCUGCAGCUGGGAGCUCCCACAGGACGGACACAGACAGGAACAUGUGAUCAUCUCAUGGAUUCACACAGGACCAAUGUAUGAGGAUUCACUGGAGCCCAGAGCCAGGACCUUCACAAUAAAGCAACAUCAAUGGAUCUCCAGAUCUCUAAGAGGAUGUGCUCAAGCAUGUCGUAAGUAAUGUGAUCUGCAGGGGAAAGGGAAUGCCGACUUAUCGACUAUAGCUUGUAUGUGAGCGUGAUGCCCAGGCGGGGGUUGCCGCUCCAGGGCCGCGUCCGCUGGCUCUUCCUGGGGCUCUUCCUGCUGCUGGUGCUGCUGCUGUUUGCAUACCUGCUGGAGUGCACCCCUCCAGCAGACGUCAGCCUGGCACUGCCUGGCCUAGCGGGAGAGACCUACAGCAAGGAGUAUUACCAGGCCCUACUGCAGGAGCAGGAGGAGCGCCACUUGAACCGCGCCGCCAGCCUCAAGCGCCAGAUCGCCCAACUCAAGCAGGAGCUGCAGGAAAUGAGCGACAAGCUGAAGCUCCUGCAGGACAAGAAGGAGCUCCCUGGGGUGCAGGGCCUGGCAGAGACUAAAGACCAAGAGCCAGGAGAUCUGCUGGAGUACCUGCACUCUCAGAUCGAUAAGGCCGAGGUCAACACGGGGGCACGCCUGCCCAGCGAGUACGCCCUGGUGCCCUUUGAGAGUUUCACCUCGUCCAAGGUGUAUCAGCUGGAGAUGGGGCUGACGCGACACCCGGAGGAGAAACCUGUGCGCAAAGACCGCCGGGACGAGCUGGUGGAGGUCAUUGAGGCCGCACUGGACAUCAUCAACAACCCUGACGAGGAGGACGGCGUUGAGGACGACGUACCAAUGCAGAGACAAAUGUACACAGAGGUUCACUUCACUGAGGGACUGUACAGGACAGAGCGAGACAAAGGGACACUUUAUGAGCUCUUCUUCGCCAAAGAGGAUUCCAGCAGUUUCCGUCAUGUCACUCUCUUCAGGCCUUUUGGUCCUUUAAUGAAAGUCAGGAGCACAUCUGUAGAAACAUCAGGAAUGAUAAUUAACAUCAUUGUGCCACUGUCGGGCAGAGUAGAAACCUUCUCUCAGUUCUUGCACAACUUCAGGGAGGUGUGCAUACAGCAGGACAGACGGGUACAUCUCACAGUGGUGUAUUUUGGGCAGGACGGUCUUCUGGAGGCAACAUCGUCUCUGGAAAAAAUGUCAAGGGAGGAGAACUUCUCCAACUACACUCUGAUCCCCGUGGACGAGGAGUUUUCACGAGGCCGGGGUCUGGACAUCGGAGCCAACACCUGGAAGAAAGGUGACGUGUUGAUGUUUUUUUGUGACGUCGACAUCCAUUUUACGCUGGAGUUCCUGUACGCCUGUCGUCUCCAUGCUGCUCCGAACAAGAAAGUCUUUUAUCCAGUGGUGUUCAGUCUGUACAAUCCUGCCAUAGUCUAUGGAAAUUUGGAGCUGGCUCCACCUAUUGAACUCCAACUGAUUCACAAAAAGGAUGCUGGAUUUUGGAGAGACUUUGGGUUUGGAAUGACGUGUCAGUAUCGCUCAGAUUUCCUAAAUAUUGGAGGGUUUGAUCUGGAGGUGAAAGGCUGGGGUGUGGAAGACGUCCAUUUGUACAGGAAGUAUCUCCGGAGCGACCUGAUAGUGAUCCGAACGCCGGUGUCCGGCCUCUUCCACAUGUGGCACGAGAAGCAGUGUGCGGACGAGCUGACGCCUGAGCAGUACCGCAUGUGCAUCCAGUCCAAAGCCAUGAACGAGGCCUCCCACCCCCACCUGGGAAUGCUGGUUUUCCGUGAGGAGAUCGAGACUCACCUUCGCAAGCAGGCCUUCAAGACGCAGAGCAAAACAGAGGACUGAGCGAGCCUCAGACGAACCUGACGUCAUUCCAGUGUUAAAGACUGUGAGGUGCUGACGACACACACGUGUCACGGCACAGACAUGUUUACACGAAUCCUUCUGCAUUUCACCGCACAGUUGUAGACAAAUGAAUGUACAGAGAUGAGCGCUGAUCAAACUUCACAACAUGGUACAAGUCUUAUUGAAGAGUUACAUCUGCUUCACAGGUACAUGAUUCAAUUAACAAUAUUAAACCGACUAGAGGAAACAGUUACACUCGUUGAAUAAGUAAUAGAUUUCUUGGAUUUAAACUUUUGUUGCUUUUACAUGUUACAGUCAUUUCAAUUAGCAUGCAGUUGUUAAAGGAGACAUAUUAUACUCAUUCAGGCUUGUGAUUUAAUUUAGCUUAUAAAGGUUUACAUGCUCUAAUAUUGAUGCAUCACUGUUCUCAUACUGUUCUUGCUUCUGCUUCUCUUUUCAGUCUGUCGCUCCGCCCCCGCUCACUAUUUCCUGGGAUUGUUAGGGGGUGGGGCUAACUGCUAGGCAUCGUCACAUGACACAAUGAUGAGGUAGUCUCAUUCGCAUUACUGACUUUUCAGGAGUUCAUCAGGAGCAGUGGUUUCUUUCUUUGUGAGGGGAGAGGACAUUUGACUUUUUAACUUUGCAGACCUUUGACCUGCACAAAAAGCUACAUAACACACAAGAGGAAAGAAAACUGAAAAACCAGAAUGUCUCCUUAAACCUGGUACACAAGCUUCUCAUUAAUUCAUCCUACCUGGUUCAAACACAGCACCUGAUAUUCAGCCGGUUUCUUCACCGUGUUCAUCGUCUCUGCGGAUUUCCGUUGUUUUAGAUGAUUUGUGUUUUCCAAGAAAACGUGUUAGCUGUCACGGGUUCGAGUGGAAAAGAAAAAGUUGCAAAAUCUAAAUUUAAAUUUUUUUUAUUUUAAAUAAAACCAAUCUUCCACCUAACACAGUGUAGUAUGAGCAGUUGUAAAAGGAGCCAUAUUGUUCUGUUAGUAUUUUAUAUGUAUUAAUAUAAACACAGCACAAACAUGUCUCAGACUGACAAUGAGAUAUAAAAGGGACCUUUUCUUCGUGUUUUUAAUGUGACGUGUCCGUCACUUCCUUCCUUUUCACUGAUGACAGUCAUGUGUCUUCAUGUGAUCAUUAGAACAAAGAUGCAUGCUGAUGAACUAGUUGAAGAACCAGGAGCACAGAUCGGCUAACAGCAUGCAGCGCUUUGAUUGCUCAGGACUGUUGACCAGUGUUAUUGUCCAUUCGUUUCAGCCCAGUGAGCGUCACGCGCAGCUCUAUGAUUCCAAUACUGGACUGUGUUUGAAUGUUACAGCCACUAUUGUACAUACUUUUCUAACACUAUUCCUUUUGUUUCAUACAUGUGACUUGAGUACAUUUGUAUUUACCUACAUGCUUUAAGAGACAGGAAAUUACUGUUUGAGUCUUUGCCGAUGGCUGUAGGCUCAUUUUUUUA
Paralichthys olivaceus (Japanese flounder) is the source of this 3419-nucleotide messenger RNA. It is a transcript of the gene csgalnact2, whose product is annotated as chondroitin sulfate N-acetylgalactosaminyltransferase 2. Lineage: Eukaryota; Metazoa; Chordata; Actinopteri; Pleuronectiformes; Paralichthyidae. Gene Ontology annotation, cellular component: Golgi cisterna membrane. Gene Ontology annotation, molecular function: glucuronosyl-N-acetylgalactosaminyl-proteoglycan 4-beta-N-acetylgalactosaminyltransferase activity. The record is from RefSeq and is a predicted model, not a curated record.